CAGAAAUUCGUUUUUUAUUUUUCUUUAUAUUUUUAUUCUUUAAGACAACAUGUCCACAUCAAUGGAGAAAGCCCUGGCGGAUAUAUUUGAAUGUCCCAGUGAUAAUGAAGAGUUUCUUGGCUUUGGAGUGGAUUCACCAGAGGGCUUCUCAGAGGAGAGCCGAGACAGCCUCCACUCAAGGACCUCCUGGAAGCCUGUUCUCCGCUUUAGGUCUAAAUUUAUUACAGAUGAGUUGGCUCAUAUCUUCAUGGACUCAGACAGUGAAGGAGAGUUUGAAGGCUUUAGUAAGACAGACAGCUCUCUACACGGCACCUGGAUGAGUCCUAUGGUUUUGGAGUCUGAAGAAGACAGUGAUGACAUUGGGUUCUACUCCAACGACGAUGGCGACAACCCGACCUCACAAAGGAGGCAGAGUUCGGGAUUGUGCGUUGCGUUCCGGUUUCCUAUUAGAGCAAGCUCCGCCCAUCAAAGGCACAUUGCAAAGAAAUCCUCAGAGGUGGCCAAGUUGAGGGUUGCUCCAGUCAGAAGUCAGCCCACGACGGGGAGACCCAGAAAGAGGAGAGGAAGCCAGGCAGACCCACCUGUGGACUUGAAAAUGGGAAGAACCCAGAAAAGCUCUGGAGUGUGUAGUGAUGAGUCAGAGGAAGGGAGUGAGCUAACUGAGGCAGAGAUACAAAUACUGAACAAAAGAGCUAAAAACAUCCAGGAGAACAAAGCUAUGCUCGCAAAGCUAUUUGCAGACCUGAACUCCUCACCUGAGUUGUCCUCAAAGGCCACGCCCACAAAGAAGAGGAAGGCAAACACCAUGCAAAAGCCCAUGUCACAGAGCGAGAGGCGGAACCCCAGCCGCAAGGCCCGCCCCCCGGAGCAUUUUGGGCGGGAAGAGGAGCCAGUCACCUCCUCUAAGCCCAAAGGGAGGAACAUUGAAGUAGACCUCAAAAAGCUGAUGGAGGUGGACAAGAGCAGACAAAGUGAGGGCAGGUACAGACACAGGAAAACCAGAAAGCGCAUGAACGUGCGAAUGCCUGAAGACAUUACAGAGGAAGAGCUGGACAACGUGGCCGACCGCGCCAAAGACAAGAUUCUUGAUAAAGAUAAUGGCAGCACGUGCCACCAGUGCAGACAGAAAACUUUGGACACCAAGACAGAGUGCAGGAGUGUCUACUGCCAGGGGCUCAAAGGGCAGUUCUGUGGGCCCUGCCUUCGCAAUCGCUACGGCGAGGAUGUUCGCACUGCCCUGCUGGACCCUACGUGGAAGUGUCCAAUCUGUCGAGGCGUGUGUAACUGUAGCCUGUGCCGGAAGCGAGACGGCCGCUGCGCUACGGGGGCCAUUACCCACUUGGCCAAGUACUACGGCUAUGAUAGCGUGAAAGAGUACCUAGAGAGCCUACAGGAGAACCCCGAGUGAAACGGGACUAGUGUGGGUGCGAUGAUCGCAGGCGUUUUGUUUGGCGGCCUGUCGUGACGCUCAGACUCGGGAUGUUGAGUGGCAGGCUUGUUGAUUCCGUGGGCCGUAUCCUUAAGCCUGACCAGGUAAAGAUGGACAGCAGUGCAACUUCUUCUGUUACAUCCUGCUGUCAUCAUGUGGUCAAACCUUCUCACGCCGCAGAUUUUUAAGAGAGUAUUUAGUUGAGUACGUGGUUAGGUAAAAUCGUUUAAUCCUCUUAAUCAACGAUUUAAAGUGUUAAAUGCAACUGUACCCGUUUACGUAGAUUACUUUCUUAGAGCUCCCUGCACCAUACGGUUGACAAACAUUUAAAAGUGCCACACAUGCUGAAGUGUAAAUGAUAGAUUAAUAGACUUUCUCAACUUGUUUUAUUAAAAAAAAAAAAGAAAUCUAUUGAAAGAGCUUUUACCAGUUUUACAUUUUAGCAUUUAUGUUGUGUGGGUUUUUUGUUUGUUUGUUGUUUUUUUUUCCCCUCCUUUGAGGCUUGAAUUUUUACAACAGAAUUGUGACCCAACUUGUAUUUGGAAGUGAGACUUGUCUAUAUGCACUAAUGCAAACGGUUUUGUUAAAACAUUUUGGCUCUUUACUCUGGCACGUAAAAGCCACAGCUGCUGCUCAAGUUUAAAGUGCAGUUCAAUCGUAUACUUCAGCGCUUUUUUUAUUUUAUUUUU
Messenger RNA from Electrophorus electricus (electric eel), 2118 nucleotides. It is a transcript of the gene cdca7b, whose product is annotated as cell division cycle associated 7b. Gene Ontology annotation, biological process: regulation of DNA-templated transcription. NCBI's taxonomy places the organism in Eukaryota, Metazoa, Chordata, Actinopteri, Gymnotiformes, Gymnotidae. The record is from RefSeq and is a predicted model, not a curated record. Gene Ontology annotation, cellular component: nucleus.